GCCGCCGCCACCGCCGCCACCAUGGACAUCGGCAUGAGCACCACAGCCCCGCCUGGGACCCCCGCGCCAAUCCUUCCAUCGGACCGCAUCAAGAAUGCUGCGGACAUCUCAGUCAUUGUCAUCUACUUCGUGGUGGUUAUGGCCGUGGGGCUGUGGGCCAUGUUUUCGACUAAUCGUGGGACAGUUGGAGGCUUCUUCCUGGCAGGUCGGAGUAUGGUGUGGUGGCCGGUUGGUGCCUCUCUCUUUGCCAGUAACAUCGGCAGCGGUCACUUCGUGGGACUGGCUGGAACUGCGGCAGCAUCAGGCAUUGCCAUAGGAGGCUUUGAAUGGAAUGCCCUGGUACUUGUGGUUGUCCUGGGAUGGGUGUUUGUUCCAAUCUACAUCAAGGCUGGGGUGGUGACAAUGCCAGAAUACAUGAGGAAGCGAUUUGGUGGGAAGAGGAUAGAAAUCUAUCUCUCUGUCUUAUCUUUGUUCCUUUACAUUUUUACCAAGAUCUCGGCUGAUAUCUUCUCAGGAGCAAUAUUUAUUAAGUUGGCUUUGGGGCUUGACUUGUACUUGGCUAUCUUUCUCCUCAUGAUCAUCACUGGUCUUUAUACGAUCACAGGGGGCCUGGCAGCUGUGAUCUACACAGAUACCUUCCAAGCUGCAAUCAUGCUUGUGGGAUCCUUCAUCCUGUCAGCUACUGCUCUUAAUAAAGUUGGGGGCUAUGAAGGUAUCAGUAUGAAGUACUUGAAAGCCAUUCCAAGCAAAGUCUCAGAUGGGAACAUCACUAUCAAGCCUGAGUGCUACACCCCAAGGGCAGAUUCAUUUCAUCUGUUCCGUGAUCCCAUCACUGGAGACAUCCCCUGGCCAGGCCUUAUCUUUGGCCUGCCCAUCCUUGCCCUGUGGUACUGGUGCACUGAUCAGGUCAUCGUGCAGAGGUGUCUCUCUGCCAAGAACAUGUCCCAUGUGAAGGCCGGUUGCAUAAUGUGUGGUUAUCUGAAGCUUCUGCCCAUGUUUCUUAUGGUGAUGCCUGGCAUGGUCAGUCGAAUACUCUACACAGAUAAGGUAGCCUGUGCCCUUCCUUCAGAGUGUGAAGCCCAAUGUGGGACCAAAGUAGGCUGUACCAACAUUGCCUAUCCAACACUGGUGGUGGAACUCAUGCCGAAUGGUCUUCGUGGUCUACUCCUUUCUGUCAUGUUGGCCUCCCUUACGAGUUCCCUUACCUCCAUCUUCAACAGUGCUAGCACUCUGUUCACCAUGAACAUCUACACCAAAUUCCGGAAGAAGGUAUCUCAGAGGGAGUUAAUGAUAGUAGGAAGAGUGUUCAUCCUGGUACUAAUUGGCAUCAGCAUCGCUUGGGUCCCUGUUGUGCAAUCGGCUCAGAGUGGGCAUCUCUUUGAUUACAUCCAGUCUAUCACCAGUUACCUGGGGCCACCCAUUGCUGCUGUUUUCCUGCUUGCUAUUUUCUGCAAGAGAGUCAAUGAACCGGGUGCCUUUUGGGGGCUGAUUUUUGGACUCUUUAUUGGACUGUCUCGCAUGAUCAUUGAGUUUGCCUAUGGACCAGGCAGCUGCAUGGAGCCCAGCAACUGCCCCAAGAUAAUUUGUGGUGUUCAUUACCUUUAUUUUGCCAUUAUCCUGUUUGUAGCCACUGUCAUCACCAUUGUAAUGAUCUCCUUCUUGACCAAGCCCAUCCCAGAUGUUCAUCUUUACCGCCUGUGUUGGAGUUUGAGGAACAGGAGGGAAGAGCGAAUUGAUUUGGAUGAAUAUGAAGAGAAUGAAUACGAAUAUGAUUCUGAAGAAAAUUUGGAAAUAGAGGGAGGAAGUUGCUACUCUACAGUGGAAGCUGCUUCUACAGUUGGAGCUGCUACUCUACACAUGUUGCUACUACUCUACAUUGGAGCUGGUACUUCAUACUUGGAGCUACUAUUCCACACCUGGAGGGCUGCUAUUUCACCAUCUUCAGAGAAGCUACUCUACUAG
This is a messenger RNA of Gracilinanus agilis (Agile Gracile Mouse Opossum), 1962 nucleotides long. RefSeq names its product sodium/glucose cotransporter 1-like. NCBI's taxonomy places the organism in Eukaryota, Metazoa, Chordata, Mammalia, Didelphimorphia, Didelphidae. Gene Ontology annotation, biological process: sodium ion transport; transmembrane transport. The coding region runs from base 22 to 1962 and encodes 646 amino acids. Gene Ontology annotation, cellular component: plasma membrane. Gene Ontology annotation, molecular function: D-glucose:sodium symporter activity. The transcript has 15 exons. The record is from RefSeq and is a predicted model, not a curated record.